Clonostachys rhizophaga is the source of this 663-nucleotide messenger RNA. The record is from the annotation of a GenBank genome assembly. Lineage: Eukaryota; Fungi; Ascomycota; Sordariomycetes; Hypocreales; Bionectriaceae.
AUGGCUGACAAAAUCACCCUUUACAACCUCCCAGAUCUCAAAAACGCCGCCGACGAUGCCAUCGCAAACUACCUCAACUCCAUCAAAUUCAAGCAGUCACACUCCAUGAUCGACGUCCGCCUGGCCCUCGGCUACUCGUCCUUCCUCCUCGCCGCCGCAUGCGCCCUCUGGGACUACAAGUUCGGCUGGGAGGCGACCAAGCUCUACACGGCCGUCGCCGUCGCCAUAUACACCGUCCUCAGCGGCGCCCUCACCCUGUGGACGUGGAAGGUCGAGCAGGGCACAAUCUACCAAGGGAAAGCCCCCUCAGGUGAUGAUCUCUUCAUUGCCAGCGAGACGAAGAAGAUGGAGCCCGUGUACCGACUCAAGAUCGCGAUCCAGGACAAGUCCACCGGCAAGAUCAAGGCGUUCAAGAUCUCCAAGCCCUUCAGCGAGUUCUUCGACGAGACCGGCCUGUUCGUCCCCAAGCCCUUCCAGGAGUUUCUCGCCACGAACAUCUCCGUGGUCGGCAAGGCAGACUCCAAGCGCAUCCAGGCCGCAUCCGAAAAGCUCCUGAGCGAGAACCCAGAGCUGCUGAGUGCAGUCCUAAACGCCGGUUCAGAAAAAGAGGCCGAGGCUACGGGGACUGAGAAGAAGGCCGGUGGGAAGAGGAGAAAGGCGUAA